AUGCAAUCUGCCAAACAAAUCCGUGGUCAAACGUGUCCCCAAAUGGCUGACCAAAUAGGUAACCAAAAUGCUAACCAAACGUGUGACCGGCAUCCUAGUUGCGGACUAAAAUCGCCACUUCAGUCAUUCCUAGAGGACGGAUUACAAGGGUUCCUCCCGCAUUCGUUUACAAAACCUGGGUGUAAGCUGGAAUGCGCUGUGCCGAAUCACUUCGGUAAACCAUGCCUCACUCCCAUGGGUUUCUCGGAUAUUUCUAUUACAGCCUCUCAUUCAUCCAAAGGGAAACGUAUUAAGGACCUCCUUGAACGUUUCUGCGGUAGGCCGGAUGCACCCUUGGCUUCACUUUGCUCUUCCUUAACAUGUGUGUUACAACGUGCUCCGCAGACGCUUGGCGAUAUGUUCGGUUUCUUCCAGGGAUACCUGUCCAGCUGGAGCGGCGGUGGCAUAAAGCAUAAGCAGGAUGCAUUUAACGAGGCUGUACGGAAAGCGUAUUUCGACGUUCAGUAUGACAAUUUAAUUGUUACUUCGAUACAACAGAGCAGUAAUCACAAAAAUGGCAAGCAUCUCACCGGUGACCUCUUCUCGCUCAUUGAAUGCAAAAGUGACAGUGACUCUCCCGCCCAUCCAUGCGGAGCAUACUUGCAGGCUAUUUGCGAUGACACCCGUGUAAAGUAUUCCAAAGAACACGCGGAUAGAUAUCUAUCAUGGGUUGUAUACAUUACUGAAACAUUCUACGAUCUGCUUAAAAAGCUGUACGACGAGUGCAGUAGUAAGUGCGGCGAUGAUAAGCCAAAGUGUCGUACGGGUAAAUGCCCUGAGGGCUGUGAUACACAAAGGCUGCCGAUGUCUGAAAUUGCGAAACACAAUGCCUCCUGUAGCUCAAUUUUGAAAUGCCCGUCUACUCAUCCAACACUAUACAAAUAUGGCUUCACAUUUGGAAGUCCAUUUUCAUUAAGCGGCGAAAAAUCGGAAACGACAAAACGUACGUGUCACGAUUUCUGUAAGGUAUUAAAAAUCGUCGUGAAAGAGAAUAACGCACUCCAUAAAUUGGCUCAUGAAAUUAUUCCCCAAUUCCUUUGGGAUAUCAGAAGCAAAUUCUUCUGGACUACCGUCGCACUUUGGUCACUAUCCCUCUUCUACCUCCUCCACAUCAUGGUCAUCCGACUCGACCUGCUCCACAUCAAAUCGCAUUUAAAUAGUCCCUCGUCCCAUCGCAUAGCUGCUCAAUCACUACUUGCUGCUGCACGGUGUUUUACCUGCAACCAUAAUCGUACUCACGUGUUUACUGUCUACACUCACCUAGCAUCACCUACUCACCUAACUUAUGAAUUGUUGUCUAAUGUUUUGAAUCACUCAUUAAUCGUUGUAUGUGAUUGUGUAGUAGUUAACUUAUGUGGUGACCAAUGUGUUGACCAAUGUGCUGACCAAAGUGUUGACCAACGUGGUGACCAAUGCCAUGACCAACGUGGUGACCAAUGCCAUGACCAACGUGCUGACCAAGGUGCUGACCAAAGUGCUGACCAAGGUGCUGACCAAGGUGCUGACCAACGUGUUGACCAAAGUGGUGACCAACGUGCUGACCAAGGUGCUGACCAAAGUGGUGACCAAAGUGGUGACCAACGUGUUGACCAAGUUGAUGGUCACGGCAGCGAUGACAUGGUCACGGCAGCGAUGACAGUGGUGACCAAGUUGAUGUUACGGCAGCGAUGA
This is a messenger RNA of Babesia bigemina, 1710 nucleotides long. RefSeq lists its product as hypothetical. Bases 1 to 1710 code for a protein of 569 amino acids. The transcript is spliced from 2 exons. Lineage: Eukaryota; Apicomplexa; Aconoidasida; Piroplasmida; Babesiidae. The record is from RefSeq and is a predicted model, not a curated record.